UACCGGGGCACGGUGCUCCUGCCGGAGACGAGCUUCGGCCAGCGCGCGAACGCGAUCAACAAGGAGCCCGAGCUCCAGAAGUUCUGGGCGGACACGAAGGUCUACGAGCGGCUCUGGGCCGACGCGCCCGGCGCCGCGUUCACGCUCCACGACGGCCCGCCCUACGCCAACGGCGACCUCCACAUCGGCCACGCGCUCAACAAGGUGCUCAAGGACUUCAUCAACCGCUACCGGUCGCUCCGGGGCGACAAGGUGCGCUACGUGCCCGGCUGGGACUGCCACGGCCUGCCCAUCGAGCUCAAGGUGCUCCAGGCGAUCAACGCGGAGAACAAGAAGAUCAAGAAGAAGACGGGCGCGACGCCGCCGCCCCUGACGCCCCUGGAGCUGCGCCGGCGCGCCGCGGGCUUCGCGGAGGAGACCGUGGCCGCGCAGCGCGACAGCUUCCGGCGCUACGGCGUCUGGGCCGACUGGGACGCGCCCUACCUCACGCUCCAGCCGGCCUACGAGGCGGCGCAGCUCCGCGUCUUCGCGACCAUGUUCGAGCAGGGCCACAUCUACCGCGGCCUCAAGCCCGUCUGGUACUCGCCGUCGUCGCGGACCGCGCUCGCGGAGGCCGAGCUCGAGUACCCGGACGGCCACACGUCGCCGUCCGUCUACGCGGCCCUGGACGUGCUCGAGCCGUCGGCGGGCCUCGCGGCCGUCGCGGGCGGCGCGGACGCGAAGCUCGCCGUGUGGACGACGACGCCCUGGACGCUGCCCGCGAACCUCGCGGUCGCGGUGAACGGCGACCUCGACUACGCCGUCGUCGACUCGCCGAAGGGCGCCCUGGUCGUCGCCGUGGACCUCGUGGACGCGCUGGCGGCCAAGUUCGCCUGCGAGUUGACGGUGCGAGGGUCGCUCAAGGGCGCGGCGCUCGCGGGGACGACGUACGCGCGGCCCGUGGCGAACGGCGCGCUCGGCGCGAGGCCCGCGGCCGUAGUCGUCGGCGGCGACUACAUCACGUCCGAGGGGGGCACGGGCCUCGUGCACACGGCGCCGGGCCACGGCAUGGACGACUACCAGACGGGCCUGAAGCACGACCUGCCGCCGUUCUCGCCCGUCGACGCCGCGGGCAAGUUCACGGCCGACGCGGGCGACGGCCUCGAGGGGCUGCCCGUGCUCGGCGCCGGCGGCGAGGAGAUCGCGGCGCGCCUCGAGGCCGCGGGCAACCUGCUCCUGGCCGAGCCCUACGAGCACCGCUACCCCUACGACUGGCGCACGAAGAAGCCCGUGCUCAUGCGCGCGACGGACCAGUGGUUCGCGUCCGUGAGCUCGUUCCGCCAGGACGCGCUCGACGCCAUCGACGCCGUGAAGUGGACGCCGCCCGUGGGCCGCAACCGCAUCGCGGCCAUGACGGAGCAGCGCGGCGACUGGUGCAUCUCGCGGCAGCGGAGCUGGGGCGUGCCGCUGCCCGUCUUCUACGCCAAGGCCACGGGCGAGCCCCUCGUGACGCCGGAGACGCUCGAGCACGUCGAGGCGCUCGUGGCCGAGAAGGGCUCCGACGCCUGGUUCGAGCUCGACGUCGCGGACCUGCUGCCGCCGGGCGAGCUCCGCGACGCGGCGGACGACUACGUCAAGGGCACGGACACGAUGGACGUCUGGUUCGACAGCGGCACGUCCUGGGCCGGCGUCGUCGAGCAGCGCGCCGAGCUCGGCAAGGGCGGCGGCGCGCCCGCGGACCUCUACCUCGAGGGCAGCGACCAGCACCGGGGCUGGUUCCAGAGCUCCUUACUCACGUCCGUCGCGUGCCGCGGCGCGGCCGGCGGCGGCAACAAAGGCGCGCCCUACAAGGCCGUGCUCACGCACGGCUUCGUCCUCGACGAGAAGGGCUUCAAGAUGUCCAAGAGCCUGGGCAACGUCGUCGACCCGCGGGUCGUCAUCGAGGGCGGCAAGAACGCCAAGGUCGACCCGCCGUACGGCGCGGACGUGCUCCGGCUCUGGGUCGCGUCCGUCGACUACACGGCGGACGUGCGCCUGGGCAAGAACGCGCUGAAGCAGGUCUUCGAGCAGUACCGCAAGCUGCGGAACACACUCCGCUACAUGGCGGGCAACGUCAACGGCGCGCCGACGCGGGGCACGGACGCGUUCGCGGCCUACGACGCGCGCGACGCCCGCACCUACGCGUCCCUGCCGGACCUCGACAAGUGGCUCCUGGGCCGUUUAGGCGCCCUCGAGCGCGAGUGCUUCGACGCCUACGAGAACUACCAGUUCUCGCGCGCCGUCGGCGCGAUCUCGGCCUUCGCCGUCAACGAGCUCAGCGCGCUCUACCUCGACGUCGCCAAGGACCGCAUGUACGUGUCGCCGGCGAAGGCGGGCCGCCGCGUGACGUGCAUGGCGACGCUCGUGGCCUGCCUCGACGUGCUCCCGCGGCUUUUAGCGCCCUUGCUGCCGCACCUCGCCGAGGAGCUCUUCCAGGCUUUACCCUACGCGGCCGGCGACGCCUACAGCGCGGAGCGCGGCUCCGUCUUCGACCUCCGCGGCGACCCCUGGGACGGAACCAACCUCGCGCCCUACGCGGCGCACGAGGAGGCCACGUUCGCCGCCGUGCGCGCCUUCCGCGACGACGCGAACCGCGCGCUCGAGGCCGCGCGGCGCGACAAGGUGUUGGGCGCGUCGCUCGACGCGACGGUCUACGCGGCGCCGCCGGCCGACCCGGCGCUCAAGGCCGCCUUCGAGGCCGCGCUCGGGCCCCUCGCGGCCGCGGGCAAGAUCGCGCCCCACGCGGCCGAUGCGCCGGACUGCGUCGACGACCUCCGCUUCCUCCUCCUCGUCUCCGACGUCGUCUUCGUCGACGCGCCCGCGGACGUGCUCGCGGCCUGCGACGCGGCCCACGUCGUCGCCGCCGAGGACAGCGAGACCAAGGCCACGGUCGGCGCCGCGCCGGCGACGGCGCUCCGCUGCCUCCGCUGCUGGUACCACGAGGACUCCGUCGGCGACUCGCCGGACCACCCGACGCUCUGCGCGCGCUGCGACGACGCCGUCAAG
Messenger RNA from Aureococcus anophagefferens, 3024 nucleotides. RefSeq lists its product as hypothetical. Gene Ontology annotation, biological process: isoleucyl-tRNA aminoacylation. Gene Ontology annotation, cellular component: cytosol. Gene Ontology annotation, molecular function: aminoacyl-tRNA deacylase activity; ATP binding; tRNA binding. The annotation marks the transcript as partial. NCBI's taxonomy places the organism in Eukaryota, Pelagophyceae, Pelagomonadales, Pelagomonadaceae. The record is from RefSeq and is a predicted model, not a curated record. The transcript has a single exon.